Messenger RNA from Microthlaspi erraticum, 456 nucleotides. Lineage: Eukaryota; Viridiplantae; Streptophyta; Magnoliopsida; Brassicales; Brassicaceae. The record is from the annotation of a GenBank genome assembly.
AUGGCGACGUCGGGAACAUAUGUGACAGAGGUUCCGUUGAAAGGAUCGGCGGAGAAACACUACAAGCGGUGGAAGAAUGAGAACCACCUAUUUCCCGACGCCAUCGGCCACCAUAUUCAAGGUGUCAUCGUCCACGAAGGCGAUUGGGACUCUCAUGGAAGCAUCAAGACUUGGACCUAUACAUUAGAUGGGAAACAGGAGGUGUUCAAAGAGAGGAGAGAGAACGACGAUGAGAACAUGGCGGUAACGCUCAGGGGACUUGAUGGUCACGUGAUGGAGGAGCUUAAGGUAUAUGACGUCACCUUUCAGUUCAUUCAAAAGUCGGAGGAUGAUAUCGUCUGCAAGAUCACUCUAGUCUGGGAGAAGCGAAACGAUGACUCGCCUGAGCCCAUGAAUUACAUGAAGUUGAACAAAAGCAUCGCUGCUGACAUGGACAACCAUGUUCUCAACGCUUAA